Messenger RNA from Oldenlandia corymbosa var. corymbosa, 1410 nucleotides. The record is from the annotation of a GenBank genome assembly. NCBI's taxonomy places the organism in Eukaryota, Viridiplantae, Streptophyta, Magnoliopsida, Gentianales, Rubiaceae.
AUGGAGAUGAGGCGAAUGAAUGGGUGUGGCGGCUGCAGUUUGCUUCGUAUGGCCAUUCGUUCUUCAGCAAUCCUAACGAUUCCACUCCAAACUGUACCAUUGUCUCGUUGCCUUCAGAGAUUUUCUGGCCAAUCUCUAUCCUUUUCUUUGAUAGAAAAACGCCGCCUUUUGUCAACAGCCCUUCGAUCCUCUUCUGUUCCUUUAAGCUCUGCUUCCGCACUUCACCAACAUGAUUCCUUUCCUGAUUCAGGGGAUGAUACGAAUGUCGAAAUUUCGAAGACGGGCUCAAAGGUGAUAUUAAAAGGAUUGACGUUUCCUGAACUUGAGAAAUGGGCUCAAUCUCAAGGGUUUAGGUCUGGUCAGGCUUUGAUGCUGUGGAAGCGAAUUUAUGGAAAUGAUAUUUGGGCAAACAGUUGUGAGGAAUUAGAAGCAACUCCACUCUUUGCUUUUGAAGGGUUAAACAAAGACUUCAAGAGAAUGCUAGGUGAGGUUGCUGAGUUUAAGGCGCUAGCCCUAAAAGAUAUACGCACGGCAGCUGAUGGCACUAGGAAGAUGCUGUUCACAUUGGGAGAUGGUCAAGUUAUCGAAACAGUUGUGAUACCUUGUGAAAGGGGCAGAAACACUGUUUGUGUUUCUAGUCAAGUGGGAUGUGCUAUGAAUUGCCAGUUCUGCUACACAGGAAGGAUGGGACUGCGAAGGAAUUUAUCAACAGCUGAGAUAGUUGAGCAGGCUGUUUUGGCUCGUCGAUUGCUGUCAAGUGAAGUCGGUGCUAUUACCAAUGUGGUUUUUAUGGGAAUGGGGGAACCACUUCAUAACAUUGAAAAUGUGAUGAAGGCUGCAGAGAUAAUGGUGGACGAACAAGGACUCCAUUUCAGUCCUCGAAAGGUUACCGUCUCAACCAGUGGGCUGGUUCCUCAGCUGAAGCGGUUCCUUCGGGAAUCUAAAUGUGCUUUAGCAGUUAGCCUAAAUGCUACUACUGAUGAGAUCAGAAACUGGAUCAUGCCAAUCAAUCGCAAGUAUAAGUUGGAGUUACUUCUUGGAACACUUCGAGAUGAACUGCGUUCAAAGCGAAACUACAAAGUGUUAUUUGAAUAUGUAAUGCUUGCUGGUGUAAAUGACAGUGUUGAGGAUGCGGAGAGGUUAAUUAAUCUUGUCCAGGACAUUCCUUGUAAGAUCAACCUCAUCUCUUUCAACCCUCACAGUGGUUCACUCUUCAAACCAACGCCAGAGGAGAAGAUGAUCCGAUUUCGAAAUAUCCUCGCUGAAGCGGGAUGCAUUGUUUUCCUUCGAUGGAGCAGAGGUGAUGAUCAAAUGGCAGCAUGUGGUCAGCUUGGCAAACCAGGAGAGUUCCAGGCUCCCUUGUUGAGAGUGCCAGCCCAAUUUCAAGCUGCAUUGGAAGCAUCCGUGUGA